Molecule: messenger RNA, 597 nt
Organism: Penicillium psychrosexuale
Lineage: Eukaryota; Fungi; Ascomycota; Eurotiomycetes; Eurotiales; Aspergillaceae
Product: ankyrin repeat domain-containing protein
Exons: 1
Coding region: 1-597 (198 amino acids)
Source: RefSeq, a predicted model, not a curated record
AUGAACUCCAUCAUGAUCCCAGCGCGCGGAAGCCCGACAUCAAUCUACCAUUUCGAAACCGCGGUAGACUCCCUUCUCGCUGCAAAUGCCGAUACUGCUGUCAGAGACGGGCGCGGAAAUACCGUACUUCACUACCUGGCUGGGAGUAGACUGGGAGAAAGGGAUCGAAUGGGUGAUGAGCAAAGGCGAUUUCUGCGGAGGUUUCUUGAGGACGGUGUUGAUCCCAGAGUACGGAAUGCGGAAGGCAUGACGGCUCUGGAGAUCUUCUGCACGGUCAGCUAUGAUGAAUUCGGUGAUGAGGGGUUUUAUGACCGGUAUUUUGCCAUUGGGCAAUAUGUUAUUGGCCAGUUUGAAAAGGCGGGCUACGAUAUCCAGGAGGCGAAUACGAAGGGGCAGACUUUGCUGCAUUUGGUUGCUGGGCUCACCUCGCCUGAGGGGAUAUCUUGGUCUGCAUGGCCUUGGUUUCGACUCCUCCAGUCUAAGGGACUUGAUCCUGUGGCGAAAGACGGGGAAGGAAAGACUCCAAUCGACAUUGCAGAGGAGAAUGAGAGUAUCAAUGUUUGGUUGCAGGAAGAACGUGAAUCCAUGGCCGCAUAG